Molecule: messenger RNA, 1114 nt
Organism: Papaver somniferum (opium poppy)
Lineage: Eukaryota; Viridiplantae; Streptophyta; Magnoliopsida; Ranunculales; Papaveraceae
Product: agamous-like MADS-box protein AGL29
Exons: 1
Coding region: 152-1009 (285 amino acids)
Biological process (GO): positive regulation of transcription by RNA polymerase II
Molecular function (GO): RNA polymerase II cis-regulatory region sequence-specific DNA binding; DNA-binding transcription factor activity, RNA polymerase II-specific; protein dimerization activity
Source: RefSeq, a predicted model, not a curated record
AUUGCCAUUUAUGCCUCUCAAAAAUGCCAUUUUUGAACAUGUUAACAGUUAAAAUCCAACCAAUCUUCCUCCAAAACUUUAGGAACACGUGUAUACUAUUACCAAACAUAGUAAAAUCUCCUAAAUUCUUUUGUCUUAAUUGAAAUCUUAAAUGGAAAUUUAUUGGCACACUCAUAUAUAUAGACUGGUCCAUGCCAAUGUUCUUACUAAACUCGGCUCUUAUUUUCUCCAAUUUUUACUUGAUUUUCAAGCUUUGUCAGCAACUAUGGUGGCGAUGGCAGUGAAGAACAAAAAAGAAAGGAAACCAAGUCAAGGCAGGAAAAAGAUCCCAAUAAAAAUGAUAGAAAUCAAAUCAAACAGACAAGUCACGUUUACUAAGCGUCGCAAUGGUUUAUUCAAGAAAGCAAGUGAACUCUGUGUAUUAUGUGGUGCUGAACUUGCUGUUAUCGUUUUCUCUCCGGCCGGUAAAGCAUACUCUUUCGGAAACCCACAAGUCGAUUCCACCAUAAAUCGGUUCCUUAGCUCACAUGAUAAUAAUAAUAAUCAUCAACUGGCGAUUCGACCGAACAAUGUUCAUCGACAUGGAUUUUCGGCGCAUGAACAACAACAGCAGCAGACACAGCAACAGUAUAUUAAGGUUUCUAAUCAGCUAGACCUUGAGAAAAAGAGAGGAGUUUUGGUAGAGAAACUGAAAAAACUUAAUUCUACUGAUAGCGAUAAGUUUUGGUGGGAAAUACCCAUUGAUGGGUUGAGUUUGAAUGAACUAGAACAGAUGAAAUCAGCAAUGGAAGAAUUGAAGAAAACCGUCGCUAAAAGAAUCGAGGAGUUGGUGAUAAAUGGAGCUGCUGCAUCUUCUUCUCCAGUGAUGAUGCCGACGCCGUUCCUGAACCCGAAUCCAAUCUGUUGUAUGAAUUCAUACGCAGCUGUUGAGAAUCUUCCAGAAGCAAAAUGCAGUAUCACUGCUACUGCUACAACUGCUAUUGUCCCUUAUGAUGAUUAUAAUUGCUGAUUUUUUUUUUAUAGGUUAUUCUUUUUCUUAUUCUUUAGAUUGGUUUUUCUUACAAUGUUUUGCGCUCUUGUAAAUUCAAGUUACAAAUAAAACUUUCUUUAUUUA